GUUGCCUGCAAUAUUGAAAAAGAAAAGAAUUUUUAUUUUCUUCACAUAAAGUGGAAACAAAAUAAAUAUGACUUUCAAUUUGACUUUGUGCUUCUUAUUUAUCACAAUUAUCUUCAAUUGUUUUUCUCCAAUUGAUUCAACUCUUCAAUUUGUUAAUGUGGUUUUACGUCACGGUGAUAGAACACCUCUCCCACAAUAUGAAAUGUAUCCAAACGAUCCCCAUAAAAAUCAUACAUUCGAUCCUCCCGGAUACGGACUAUUGACACAAAGUGGUGAAAUUAGAGCUUCUAAAUUGGGAGUAAAUUUAUGGAAGCAAUAUAGUGAAUUUUUAGGUAAUGACUAUGUACAAGGCUCAAUUGAAGCUCGAAGUACAGAUUCUAAUCGAACAAAAGAAUCUUUGAAUUUACUUUUAAAAGCUCUGUAUCCGAAUAAUAUUAUUGAAUAUACUUAUCAGCCAUUACUCAACGACACAUUACUGUAUCCCUCACUUUGCAAAUUAUAUAGUGAAAAAUAUUAUCAGGUGUUAAAUAUGACAGAAGUAAAGAGAUACGUUGCACAAUUUAAUGUAUUUAUGCAAUAUCUUUCUCUUUGGACGGGGAAAAAAAUUGAAUCUUUACUAGAUGUUGCACUAAUUUCGGGAACAUUAGACAUAGAGAGAUAUAUGGGCUUAGAAUUACCAGAGUGGACCAAAGAUGUUUAUCCAGAUGGUGAUAUGCGCAUUGUAGUCAAUGCUUAUUAUAAAAUUAUGAAUUAUGACGUGGAAAUUAGAAGACGUAAUGGAGGCAUGCUUAUUCGUAAAUUCACGGAAGAUAUGGAUGCUGUAAGAUAUGGGACAAUGGACAAAAAAAGAAAAUUAAUGUUAUAUAGUACACAUGAUCUUACCGUUGCUGCUGUUUUAAAUGCUUUGAAGGUUUAUCAUUUACAUGCGCCUCAAUUUUCUUCGGCUGUAAUUGUCGAACUACAUCUUAUAGAUAAAGUUUAUUACGUAAAGGUUUUAUAUUAUUUAGGCGACCCAGAGAAGACGAUAGAAUUACAAAUUCCAAAUUGUAAUCUCCUAUGUCCAUUGGAUCAAUUUAAAAAUUUAACAAAAGAAAUUAUACCCUCUGAUUUUGAAUACAAUUGUGGAAACGUGUAAAAUUGUAUUUUCAGAAUAUUUCAUUAUAUUAGUCGAUUAUAAAAAAAAUAGAUGAAAUGUAGUUUUCGAUGUGACAAUAUAGAAUUUUUUAUUUGUUACAAAUUUAAAUCCACGAUUGAAUUGCAAAGAAACAUUUUUUUUUCUACAAAUAUAUAUAUAUAUAUUUGUUAGCAACUUUUUUGUCAAAUGUAUUUGAAAAAUUGUUAUUUUUUUUUUAGUAAAAAUAAAAAUAGUUUUUAAGCUC
Molecule: messenger RNA, 1379 nt
Organism: Leptopilina boulardi
Lineage: Eukaryota; Metazoa; Arthropoda; Insecta; Hymenoptera; Figitidae
Product: venom acid phosphatase Acph-1-like
Exons: 7
Coding region: 68-1135 (355 amino acids)
Biological process (GO): dephosphorylation
Molecular function (GO): phosphatase activity
Source: RefSeq, a predicted model, not a curated record